Phycodurus eques (leafy seadragon) is the source of this 4614-nucleotide messenger RNA. RefSeq names its product bcl-2-modifying factor-like. Gene Ontology annotation, biological process: negative regulation of autophagy; apoptotic process; positive regulation of apoptotic process. NCBI's taxonomy places the organism in Eukaryota, Metazoa, Chordata, Actinopteri, Syngnathiformes, Syngnathidae. The transcript is spliced from 5 exons. The record is from RefSeq and is a predicted model, not a curated record. Bases 222 to 791 code for a protein of 189 amino acids. Gene Ontology annotation, cellular component: myosin complex.
AGCUGACGUCGGGGAAAUAAUAUCGCCUUGUAGCAGUUUUCCCCACAGAAUGGAAGUUGUCGGGGCGGAGAUACGGGCUAAGCUUGCUUGACCUGCUAGGAUAUUUAGGUCGGUUCACCUUUUUUAUAUUUUAUAAUUUUUAUUUUUUGUCUUUACCGAGCUUAAGUCCACAUUAACAACGACGCCUGUGUACUGGUGUGCUUAUUGUGUAGCAUCCCCGCAUGGAGGAUGAGGAGGAUGAUGUGUUUGAGCCAGACCUCCACUGCUGGCGCACCACAUUCAAGGAGAUAAAGUGUGAGGAGCGGGCUACACAGACACUUGGCCCUGUCCUGGCAUCGAACAACGGCAUGCUGCCCUGUGGAGUCGCAAAGGAGCCGAGACCACUCUUCUACGGUAACGCAGGUUUUCGAUUGCACUUCCCGGCCCACUUUGAGCUUGUUGGGGAUCAGGAGGUGAGACGGCGAGAAAGCGAAGACGGAAUGGAGCAGCAACACCAGCAGCAGCAGCAGCCCAUGGCACGCAACAUAGAGGCCUGCAUCGGUCAGAAACUCCGGCUGAUUGGAGACCAGUUUCAUCGGGAACACUUAGAGCUGUAUCAUCGAAACCAAAGGAAUCGGGCGCUGCUGUGGUGGCGUCUGGCCAGAGCCAUGUUCGGCCUGAUGUUUGACAGGGGCUUCUUGGCCAGACGAGGUAGAGCAAGACGGAGUGGCACAGUUGAAGUGUGGAAGGGGUUCAAAAGGUCUCCGCGGGACGGGGACUACCAACUUUUAUACAGGGUUUUUUCUUUUUAAGAAGAUGCCAUGAUGCCCAGAGAUUUCUUUACAGGACAAUGUUCAUAUUUUGCUAUAAGUGUGGUGUAGUAGUUUUGUACAGUACAUUAGUUAAUUUUUUUUUUUUUGCACUUCACAUUGUAUCCACUUUUAAUGACCUCCACAGACCCUGGGAAUGCCUUAUUCAAUAUUUUCUGCCAUAAAGAGUAUUGAGAGAAUUUUGUAAGAUGGUUAGAAAACUAAAGGAAAUGUGGUGUGUUUUUUUGUUUUUUUUUCAAACCUUUGUGAAGUUUUUCCAGGUAACCACUCAAGUUGAUUUAUAAUUUCCAAAGAGGCAACAUCUCAGAAAAAAAAAACAUUUUGCACCUCACUGAAUGGUUACAUUUAUCUUCCUAAUAUGUUUUUAGCUUGUCAUUUUCCUCUCUUACUCAUUUGUUUGCUGUAAUAUGAUAUUUGGUUUUGCAGACGGUUUCUCUAAAUGACAAGACAAAUAUUUAGUUUAACUGCAUACAUGCUCCAUGUCGAUAUCUCAUGAGGUAUCAAGGGCGAAGUUUGCAGAACUGAAUGUUGCUCACUCUUCAAACAAACCUCUAAAGACAACUAUUCAGACUGCAAGGAAUAAGAAUUAUGACUUAACGAGUCUAUCAAGAUUCUAACACUGUAUGGAUAAAAGUAUUGCCACAUAGUAUUUUUCUGGUUUAAUUAAUGAAGGAGUCUGCCGAGGCUUCUUAGAUUUUUUUUUCUCUUCAUCUUAUCAAGACAUUAUUAGAUAAUUCAAUGCAGUUUCAACCCAAAAUUUGGGGAGGCCCUUUUCAGUUUCUGCAGAACUUUGGGAUGCACUAGAAGAGACUAAUUAUCAACCAUCAGCAACCUCUGACCUCCUAGACACAGUCUAAAAUCUUGUAGAAAUUCUUCCUAGAAAAAAACUCACUUCUUCCUUUUUCACGUUCCUGUAGGUGUAGGCCAUCUGUCCCAAUACUUUUGUCCAUAAAGUGUGUCGAAGGCAUCUGCUAUAAUACUGUCCAAUGACAGACACGACAUUUAUUAGUGCUCUAAUUUGUUACAAAGAACAUUUUCAGAAAGUGCACUAAAUGACAACUUUAGUCAAGCCAAUUGUGUAUUCAGCGAGAGCAUCAGAUACUCUUCCAUCCUAUGUUUUUUGCUUUGUUCGGUUGUUCCGUGUCAUUUGCAGACCUCCAUGCCCUUGAAGUGGAGCUGUGGAUCCACUGUUUUUGCACUAGCACACCCUUUACGACUUCCGCUUCUUGCCUAACCAACCCCUGUCUUAUAUGAAGGUUUUCACUUAGUUUUUUGACACAAUGUCCCAUUUUCCAAUCAGUGUUGAGACCUGGCUGGUCACAGUCUGGGAUCUGGACUGGAAAGAAAUUGGCCCUGGUCCUGCCUGGCCACUGCUUUGUGUGUCGUUUUUCACACCAAACAGUCCAAUGGUGAAACAGAAUCCUCUCAGGCAAUUCUAAUGGGAUUUACACCCGCUUUGUAUUCUGAGGGGUGACUCUUGUAUUGUCUUUGAUGCUCAGAUCCAGAUGUGAGGCGAUUUUAUUCCACACCACCACCAUUGACUAUGGCGAACUAAAGACUGUAGUUAGUUACUAUUGUUAACUAUGUUUUGAAGACACUGUUGAAGAUUUGUGUUAUUAUUUUCCAUUGAUGAACACAGGCCAACCUUUGGACCCAUGGAGCAUUUACGUAUCAGGGGUCUGUAAUUACUUGCUCCUAACAAUGUGUCAAGUUGAUCACUGCAUCAUUAUUAGAUUUUUUCCUCUUGUAAUCAACAUAUCUCAGGGACAAGGCUUUGUGGGCCACUGGUGACCUUGAGAAUCACUUACAUGGUCAGAGGAAGAGCAGUGUUGCCACCCAUGACGAAACCUCGUCUCUUAUGUCUUUUUUUUUUUUCCAUCCCAAUUUGUUCACACAACCACCAAGGAGUUUUGACCAAGGAGUCGGAGGCUGACUGACCGUCAGUAGAUGGUGACGGGGGCUACUGAGUGUGUAGUUUGGAGGCGUGUGACGUGCACUGAAUGUGGUUGUAGUUUCCUGCAAAUCCUCAAUGCUGAGCCAGUCCGUGUAGCCCCGUCCCACCACGGGCUCUUCAAGUCCUUGUUGUACUGCUCCUUUAAGACACACCUAUUACUCAUUAAUGUAAUUUAUUUGUUCUUAUUAUUUAUUUUCUUUUCUUUUUUUUGUAUAUUUGCCCAGUUCUACUGUAUACACUUGCGUGUGCGAUCACUUCUUGUUUUCCUCGUGAGCCUUUCACUAAUUUUAAGUGGUGAUAGUUGUUAGUCCGUCAUGAAGAGCAGAAGUUUAGUAUAAAAUUAGCUUUGUACAAAAUGAACUUUAUUGGCGGCAAGUAUAUAUAAUCCACGCCCCAAGUCACUGUUUCCAUAGCAACUUUAAAAGCAGCAUUGGACCUUGGUUGAAGUUGAUUACGUUGUACAACUUGCCUUUCAUUCUUUCAACUUCGAUAUCUCCUUAUCUGUUGCCUUCUUAAUGAGAGCAGCUACUGCUCUUCUUUAGGACAACAGCUACAAACCUCAUCCAAUCCUCUUUCAAUACAAGAGAGCCUGUUUGAUACUCGAAAAAUAGAUCCAGGGUGGAGUAUUAAAGGUUGUGAUUUUCUAGGGAUGGGCCUGACCAGUUCAAACAUUUUUCAUUACUGCUCAAUUCAGUCUUGAGCAGAUUCUCCAUGUGUGGUUUAAGAAAAGCAGCAGCUUCCAUCUAGUUAUUAAUUUGUAUAAUAAUUAUAACGGCAAAUGUCUUUGCCCUUCGAAUUAAUGAAAGGUCAUCCAGCACUAAUGAUACAUCAGAGAAGGAGAAAGCUUCAAAAGAGUUACAUUCAUGUUCCUUUAAGUCACAGGGUGUUGGUUUAUUUGUUCAAGUCCCGAAAUCUUGAUAAAUGUUUUGUAAUCAACAUGCACUGGAAAGUACUUUGUUUCUGUAGAUCCAAUGGGUCCCUUAUGUGUUGUGUGUUCAUAUAUGAUGUACAGUAUACUUUGGAUUGUUCAUGUUGUGUCACAUCAGCUGUAUAUCUGUGCAUUAGCCAAGGUGGCUUACACGUUUGAUUUAUUGGAAAGGGAAACAAUCUGCCAUGGUGCAUGUGUUUUGUUACAAUUACGUUCCCACGCUGCGCUCUUUGUAUUGUGUACGCAUCCAAGAGUGGAGCAUCCCUCGUGUGUGGGGGGCAUUGUAUUUUAUGGAAACCGUCAGUGUCUUUGAAUUUUGUAGUCCACUUUAUAUAAAUUUGAAGUUUUUGAGGAAGUUUUUGAUUUUUUAUGAUAAGAUUCCUUCUUCACGUUCUUUCUUAACUUUUUAAAAUGUAUUUUCUUAACAGAAAAUUGUCUGUUUUUAUAAGGACCUGAUUUGAUUUUUAAAGAGUAGGAUCCUUGCGACUCCAUGAUAUCAAGGGCCUUUUUUUUUUUUUUUUUUUUUUAACAUUCCGUGCAUGGCUCUUCGCAGCGUGUAAAGCAAACCAAAACAAUUUACUGUUGUUAAAUUGUUCCGUUGCCCUUCUUAACAGACCAGAUCAAGUGUACAUGUAUUUGUAAAACCCUGGAAUAUGCCUUUAACUGCUCAGUUUCAAAUGAAGUCUUGAUUAUCACACACUCUCUGUAUACCAAGAAAGGAGACCCAGCGAAAAUGUAGCAUUUUUUGUAAACAUUGACUGUGUGUUUUCGAGACUCUACUGUGCACUCAUUUUGUGUUUAUAUAUGUAUUUUUGGGUUUUUCAUAUAUUAUGGAAGUAAAGAAAAUGUGUUAUGUAGUGCAAUAUGCUGUACAUAUGGAGCUUUGCUCUACAAAUCUUUUUCCUGGAUUUCCUGUUGUUUAU